This is a messenger RNA of Sinocyclocheilus rhinocerous, 1695 nucleotides long. RefSeq lists its product as uncharacterized. Lineage: Eukaryota; Metazoa; Chordata; Actinopteri; Cypriniformes; Cyprinidae. The transcript is spliced from 2 exons. The record is from RefSeq and is a predicted model, not a curated record. Gene Ontology annotation, molecular function: DNA binding. The annotation marks the transcript as partial. Gene Ontology annotation, biological process: DNA integration; DNA recombination.
GCUAGGGCAAUUUGCUUUCCCAAAAAAUCAAAGAAACGACGUCUGUUGUUGGAUCAGCUUCGCUAUAAAGGUGACUAUAACCACAAUGUAACUGUCUUGCAGACAGGACAAGGGGAGUUAGUGACUUUUAGACAACCUACCGAAGAAAUAGAUCCACAUAAGUACUUGCCCUGCAAUUAUUGUUAUGGAUUUUUCCUAAAACAUUACCUCUGGAAGCAUGAGGUUUCCUGCAAAAAACGAAAGGGUCUCCCUCAGGAAGAAUUCAGGAAAAAAAAGAGAGUCCAAGCUGCAGCUUCCUGUCUCAUUCCAAGACAAGGUAAUACAACAGAGAGAUGUCGUAAAAUCAUUGGUAAGAUGCUGCAUGAUGAGGUGUCUCUUCACGUAAAAUCAGAUGCACUUAUUUGUGAGUAUGGCGACAGAUUGUUGGAGAAGCAUAGGAGCGAUCCAUCCAAAGAUGGUUAUGUGAGUCAGAAAAUGAGGGAGUUGGGGAGAUUUGUGAUUGCUGCAAAGGCACUAAACAGAAAGGUGAAAAAACUUGAUGAUAUCGUAGUUCCACCAAUGUUCAAGUUGGCUGUUGAUGCAGCUAAAAAGGCAUCUGGCUUCACCAAAUCAAAAUACCGCUAUGAUCGACCAUCUCUUGCUGUAAAACUAGGACACUCUUUAAAGACAGUUGGUGAUAUCUUGAUAGGCCAUUAUGUAAAAGCAGAAGACGAGGUAGCUGCAAACAGGGUCAGGAGCUUCCUGGGGUUACUGAGCUCAGAAUGGAACCACUAUGUCUCACAUCGUGCAAGGACAAACCUGGAAGAAAACAAGUGGUACAAAAAGGAAAUGAUCCCUCUCACUGAAGACGUAAUUAAACUUCAAAAAUAUUUGAAGUCCAUCGAAGAAAAUGCCACAGAGAAACUGAGAGAAGGUCCUGAUCCCAAAGCAUACGCCAUGCUAAGUGAAACCGUCCUCUCACAAAUUACACUGUUUAACCGGAGGCGCCAAGGCGAGGCAGCUAAAAUGCUACUUGAAACAUAUGAGAACAAAAACACAGAGGCACUAAAUGAGGAUGUUAUGCAGUGCCUCACAAAAUUGGAACGUGACCUGAGUAAAGACUUCACAAGAAUAGUGAUAAGAGGGAAAACAGGGCGAAAAGUACCAGUGCUGCUUACCAGAGAGAUGACGAGAGCACUGGAUUUUCUCAUUGAGCACAGGACGCAGGAAAAUUCCAUUCUUUACACCAACAAAUAUGUCUUUGCAAGACAAAAGUCAGACUCCCAUAUAAGAGGUUCCGACUGUCUCAGAAAAUUUGCAAAUCUGUGUGAUGCAAAACAUCCUGAGACCCUGACCUCAACUCAUCUAAGGAAGCACAUAGCGACUCUUUGUCAAAUAAUGAACCUAAAGGAUCAUGAGUUGGAUCAGUUGGCAAAAUUCAUGGGACAUGAUAUCCGUGUUCAUAGGGAAUAUUAUCGCCUAACUGAGAACACGAUCCAACUGGCAAAAAUGAGCAAGCUGCUUAUGGCGAUAGAAUGUGGAACUGCUGUUUAUAAAGGAAAAUCUCUAGAUGAGAUUGACCUUGAAUUAGAGGUUGCUUUGUGUAAUAAACCCAAGCAAGGGUGCAUUGCAGAAGAUGUCAUGAUGGAGAUGUCUACUGGACAAGAACAAGAUGGUAUGCAAGUCAUUAUAGUAGAGGUUAGGGUUCAAGUCUGA